GAUGAGACAUGGUACAUCCUUUCUUCUUGCAUAGGCUCUUUCUUUGCCCCCUGCCUCAUCAUGGUGUUGGUCUAUAUCCGCAUCUACCGCGUGGCCAAGCUAAGGACCAGGACCCUCUCUGAGAAGCGUACGAUGCCAGAGGGGUCCUCCCAGACUGAGAAUGGCUUGAGCCGCGCUGCUGGCGGCUGCACGUCCAUGAGGAUGCAGUUGGGAGAGAAUGGACAUUAUUCAGUUCACCACUGGCGCAAAGCCUCUGAGCUGGAGGACAUUGAGCUGGAGGAGAGCAGCACCUCAGAAAGCAGGCGGAGGCGGAGCCGGGAGGAGCAUCCCCGCAAGAGCAGCAAGAGCCAGUCCUUCUCCUACUCAUACUCCUCCAAGCACUCCAGUAGCCGCCUGUCCCGCGCCAGCAAUCGCUCCAUGCAGUUCUUCUCAUAUCGCCGUCGCCGGAAGCGUAGCAGCAUCUGCCGUAAGAAAGUUGCCCAGGCCCGGGAGAAGCGCUUCACUUUUGUGUUGGCUGUGGUCAUGGGGGUCUUUGUAGUUUGCUGGUUCCCAUUCUUCUUCAGCUACAGCCUCUAUGGUAUUUGCCGGGAGGCAUGUGAGGUCCCUGAGACUCUCUUCAAGUUCUUCUUCUGGAUUGGGUAUUGCAAUAGCUCCCUCAACCCAGUCAUCUACACCAUCUUCAAUCAGGACUUCCGCAGGUCCUUUAAACACAUUCUUUUUAAGAAGAAGAAGAAGAACUUCCGGCACUGAGCUGGAGGGAUGGAUUUGCCUCGAGAAGGAAUAGAGUUAAAAGAGAAGGAGAAGGCUCUAUGCUGGAGAAGAAGGGAGGGAAGAGAACAUGGGGUUUGGGCUUAGAGAGAGGGAAGAGGGCUGGCCCCCUUGGUGGAGCAGGGUGACGCUGUGGGUUAGAGGGAUGGUGUUGGGGAGGCUGAGGGCAUUCACUGUGGUACAGAAGGGCAGCAUGGUGCUGGAGGAGCAGUGCUGGAGUUUGGAUGGGUAAAUGGGGAGGGGAGCGAUUGUCUUUGAGCCCUGAUGGAGGGCAUGGGGAGCCUGCAGAGGAAAAUAGGCUAAGAUACUGAGUCUGGGAGGCAGUGAGCUUUUGUGGGCUCUGGAGUUUUGUGGAAAAACAAAGACAGACUUCAAGAGGAAAGGGUUAAGUGGCAGUGAUGGUGGAGAUUUCAGUAUUUAUAAAUAGAGCAGUUUGGGCCUAUGGUGGAUUUGUCCCAGUAAGAAAUUGGCUUUCACUGCUUGUGUGGGGAAGGAAAGUGCAAAGUACCAGACACUGACAGUGUUUUGAGUUAUGAAAGGAUUUAAAUGUUUGCCAAAAAACCCUAAAGAACAAUCCAAACUCUUUUCUAAAUAAACCUUUGUACUGUUAAAACCUUCUGAAUCAUGAUUUUGCACGAGGGAUGAAGUCAAACAGAAAGCAUGGGGUUUUCUUUUCCUUUGGAGAGGUCUUGUCUAUAGAGCUGGAUGGGAAACAUUUUUCCUCUCUUUCUGUAGUUUUUGAUUAGUCAGUGGGACAAACCUAGGAGUCUUGCAUUUUUUCAUGAAAUAUGAAAAAGAGCACAUACACCACAUGACCUCAUUUGCCCCUGAUGGAUCGCCAGGCAGUACUCCAUCCCUCUCAGAUCAGGACCUUGUUGUUCUGGAGCAGAUAGUGAAAAAAAAGUGAUUUUGGUGACUUUGCCUAACAUUUUCUGAGAUAAAAGGAAAAAAGUUUUCACUUGCGUGUGCCCUGGGGAACUUCCCCCCGUCCCCUCCCUCUUUUUCAGUGCCCCUCAAAAGACUAAUCUCAGGGCUGGAUUUGUGCUGCUCUCAUUCUCAGACAGGCAGUUGAAGGCAGUCUGCUAUGCAGAUUUUAGGAGGAAGAGCAAUCACCACACCACUAAGGUCUUUAAAUCCUUCGUAUUUACAGUCUUAGGACAACUAAAUCCUUUAUAUUUAUUUUUUAAUAAGAAGCAUACAUUACAGAUUGUCAGUGUCGUAUGUGAACAAAUCUCAAAAGAAGGUGCAGCUGUUCCAAACCUUUAGUAUUAAUGUUGCUUGCUUUCUCUUCUCUUGUUUACAUUUCUAGUUUAUGAUUUCAGAGGAUUUUGUUGGGAGGAGGGAGGAAGAGGGGAGUAUAGUUUGAAUAGUUAUUAAAGCAAACCAUAUUUCCCAGGGGUUUACAAAAUGUCAUAAACUGCAAUGAAGAGAAUGAGAGGCAGGGACUGGUGUCUGUAUAUUCAUCACUGGAUGCAUAUCAAGUGUAAGACUCAGCUGAGCAUUUACAUCCCUUCCCUAGCUGUGCUGCUGCAAGGUGUGUGUUCUGUUUAUGGGGUAAAUACUGCUCCAUUCUAUGUGUAUCGCUCCUUCCGUUGGCAGCAGGAUUUGGCAUCUGCCUCAAAUGAACCUUUCCAUAGCAAACAGCUCUUUGAAAGAAUGAAAUCGAAUCACAUAUGACAGGCUUCUUAAAACAGCUAAAUUGAAUCUAUACCUGAGAAUCAUUAGAUAUCCCCUUCCUUACUCCCUCCAUUCUCUCUGACAGGUGUCUGUAGCCUCUUUUCUUGAAAUCUCUCUGUCAUAAGGAGAAAUGAUAGAGCAGUCACUUUGUUUCAUCAGUUUUUCAUAAUAAGAAUUUAGUUCACUUAACCCUGGAAGAGGAGAUUGUCAGUGGCUGAAGUUCUGGUGUUCAUUCAACAGACUUAUAUUCAAGUGAGAGUUCUGCUGAAGUAGGUAUUAGAUGAUUGCACCAAAUGCAUUAGAAGUUUGCUUGAUUUCACUAAAGAAACAGCUGAGACAUUUUCAAAGUCCUAAGUGCAUAACUGCCUGGAUACUUUCUUGAAAUAAUGCUCAGAGUGUGAAAAGAUUUGGGCAUAGUUUAAAUAACAAAUGGUUUGGUACAAAUAUGUACCUGAGGCAGAGAAAUGAGAGGAAAAAAUAGCAACAGAGAGGAGGAAAUUACAAGCCAUUUUCUCUUUUGCAAAAUGGAGAAUUCUUUUUAAAGUUACAUCAAGAAGAGCUGAAACAAGCUCGUAUUAUUUGUAGGUAGCGAUGUAGCUAAAAAGUUCAGGUUUGUUUAAUCUGAAGAAACUAUAUAAUCACCAAAGCAACAUAUGGUACCUGGCUACUACCUCUGAGCUCCUUGAUGGCUUCAUUAGAGAUGCCCAUUUCUGCCAAGAUGAAGGUCUGCUUCUGUCACUUACUGCUGGUUUAGAGGGUUUUCCCAGUCUGCAGACUCACAGUGGUUUCACUGUUGCACUGCUUUUGAAAUGAGAUUGUGGCCUGUAAACAGAGUCCUUCCUUUUUUUUUAUUUUCCCUUGUAGAAUUUAGGGAAUCUGGAGGUGAAAUUUAAUUGACAGUCAGAUUUUAAUUGACAUAAAGUAUAAAUGGAAUGACUGAUGUGCCUUAAAAGUAAGUUCUCUGCGAUAAAAAUAUUCUGUGGUCAUUAUAAACAUAAAGGAAAUGAUACUUCUGUUUUUGUUUUGCACUUCCAAAAGUUUAAAAGGGAUUGAUGCAGAUAAUGAAUAUCUAUGUGCAGCAGCAUAUUUGAAAACAGGGCAUUUUCUGUGGUUUUAAUCUCUUUUCUCAACACAAUUUCAAUCUUUCUAAUCUGAUUCAGUGGUUCAAAAGGAUCUUAUUUCUUCUGAGCUAGAUAAAAAGUAAUAUUCAUCAAUAAAGAUGUGCAGUUUACACCCCUUUUAAGUGCAUUUCCCCCUAGAUUAGUGAAUACAGAGGAUUUCUAUAAAAAUUGUUUUUAAUGUAACGACUGAAUAUGCUUCAAGUAAAAUGGGGCUGAUUUAUUUUUUUUAAUUACAGUGUUCUCUUAUUACUUGUAAUAGCUGAAGACUGGAAUUGUUUGUAACAUAUUGUGUGGUGUUAACUUUUCAUAAAAAGUUGUCAGCUCUGCUACUCACACUGUGGUUGUGUUUCAACUGUAAGUUGGCUAAUAGCAUACAUAGGAAAAAAAUAGUCUAUGCAGCUUUUGCUCAAAAAAAAAAGGGAGAAGAUAUUUUAUGUUUUAAAUGCGUCAAGUUGUUUCUUUGAUCACAUCUGAUGAGCUGGCUGAAACACUCUCUACUGUUGCGGAAGAAUGAAAUGUUGCUGUGAAGCCAUAUCGAUUUUAACAAGUACCUCAUCCUUAACUCUUCAUUUGCUCAUUUCACCAUGAAGAAAAUUUUCUGUCAGUCUUAAGUGAGAAGUUAAUGUUUCAUUUUCAAAAACAAUUUUCUGAACAGUGCCAUUGUUGGCUGGGUAUUGAAAUAUCGAACAGUGUCACUUAGCUGGGAUGGGAACUCAGUGCUGCUGUCCUUCAGCUGCCUCUGUGGGAGUUUUGCGUGAGUGAGAAACGCAGAAUUAGCCUCUUCAAGGCUUGAGGCAGAUGGAAGGGGCCUCAUAUAUAGGAGAUUUGACAGGAUCACAGUUUUAAAUCAGCGUCUGAAUUAAGAAGCAGGCCCUUGUUGUUCUGUGUGAUCUCUGUUCAUAAGAAUCAUGUUGCUGCAAGAGGACUGGAGAUUUCUGAGAAGCCGAUCUGAAGUGAAAGACUAAAUACAGCUUUGCCCAGAUUGGCCUGUAUUAUCCUUUGUGAGUAAUCCCAGGAAACUUCAGUUUACUUGUGAAUGAAGAAACUACUCAGUGUGGGCAAGGACUUUAGGAGCUUCCGUAGACACUGCCUCUUUUUUAGUAACUGUGCCUGAGGAAUUUAAGCAAACAUUUGUGCGUAAAUGUAGGAGAACAGAAGGAAUACAAUCCUCUCCGCUUAACUUUUUCUACUGUUCAAACCCAUAGAAGAUGUGGAUUAAGGUAUUUCUGACUAUAUAACCAGAGGAACAAACCCUAUUGUAUAUUUUUAGUAUAAGCUGUGUGAAGAGCAUUACCUGCUUGCAUCUGUCUUUCAGAGAAGAAAACUGUUGGUCUGUGGAAGUUGGCAUUGGUUAGAACAGCAGCUGAGAAGUGUAAGGAUUUUGCAGGAAAUGUGAGUAACAACAUGUAUUUCAGAAGAAUGUUUUGACCUUAAACUGUGACUACUCUCAAGAAGGAGAGAACACCUACAAGCUGUGCAAGAGGAAGGCCAGAUGCUAUCUGUGAGUUUGUUUUCGUGGUUGCUUAUUGUGACCUGGUUGGUGAGCAGAAAGCAACUAAAUGCUUCAGGCAAUAAGCUCUAAUUUGGAGGGGGAACAGUGCAUGAGGAAGUGGCAACCCACAACUCUGGGGGAAUUAGUAUUUACACACCUUCUUUGCACUGCAGCCAAGUACAGUGGAGGAAUUUGCCUUUUUUUGUUGCACAAUAGCAAAUGUUAAUUUGUCUUCCAGAUGUGUGGGUCAGUUAGACCAUACAAAAGAUGACACAAGAGAGGGCAGAUAGAGGAUUGGUCACUUCAGUGUUCAACGCCAAGCUUAAAUUUGUCCUUUGUCCUUGAAAUUGAGCCAAAAAUGCAGUUUGGCACUUGGACCCAAAGGCUAUGUAGCAUCAAUAAUGCUACACUGAAUAUAGUCUAGUUUUAGCAAAAAGCAUCAGUUCAUAUUAUACACCCUGCAUAUCUCUGUUUCAGGGCAGAAAUAGGAGAGUCUGACACUUAAAACAUGUGAAAAAGGAGUAAUCAGGAGUUUGAAGAGUCACAGGUGUGUUGUGAAAUUUCCCAGGAUCCUAUUCUGAUAACUGAGCUGACUUUAAUUUUGUGGGUCCCAAACACUUUGAACUCCUAAGAAAGUCUUAGGGAGGUAAGAAACAUAGAAACAGUAGAAAUACUGCUUCUCAAGGAAGCAAAAAGUGGCAAAUUGCUCAGAGAGUCUUGUUCAGAUGGUUGUACCAUAUGCCCUGUCCUCCAGUGGGUGAAUAAUUGUUACUGUGGGGUAUCUUCAACUCACAGUGACUACCACGCUUGAUCUGAAUUAAGGUAAUACCUACAGUUGGUACAUUGCCUUUGUUUGAAGAGGCAGCCCUUAGAAUAUGACAGAAGACAUUUUAAGUAGUUUCUCUCUCCUCUGGCAUGUCCUUCACUACACUAUUCUAAACAUUUUUUAAUUCAACUUCACAAUGGUUUAUAAGGUAAAGAAAGAUUGUCAGUAUCUUACAGAAAAAAAAAAAGACAGAGAGGCAUGGAAAAUAGUAGGUAUGGAAACCUGGUGUCUUAGUCCUGAUCUAACAUCUUACUGCAAUACCAGUCUUUCUUCCACCACCACCUUUUUUUCUUUUGGAAAACAGAAAUCAAUGGAGAAUUGCAGAAGCUUAUUUUUCAUAGACUACACUGAUGAUACUGUUUACACUAGGAAAAAAGAGAGCUUUUCUCUCAAUAAAUAGCAUUCUGCUGUAAAGCAAUUUUCUUUACUACACUUGUCUGAAAAAUCUAAUGAAAAGUAGACCAACACUUAAUUCCAUUUGUUUAUAUGUACCUCUCUUAACAAAAAUGGUUUAUUAUAGGUCCUGAAUGUAAACGGCACAAAUCAAAUGUAGCUGCCUGCUCCAUCGAAAUCAAUUAGUUGUGUUUCAGCAUUUUUCUCAACAGCAGUCAUUCAUUUUGCAUGAUGCUCUUUCCUGAUAGCUGUCUGCUGACAGAGAAAGCUGUUCACCCUGUUGACAACAGGAAUAAGAUGAGGAUUCAUAUUUGCCUCCAUCAUGUUAAGUCUCCUCUAAUACAUUAGAAAGCAGGCCACUGGAAGUAGGUCUUUUGAUGGUGACAUGAAUCAGAGAAUUAAUAACCUGAGCCGGUUCCAAGAUGUACAGCAUACUUAAUCGAGGGGCUAACCCUAGACUGUGGGGACAUGCUUCUCAUGUUUUAGUUCUCUGUGCCUUUGACCCAACAUUGCAAAUUAUUUGCUCUGUAGCGGAACACUCAGCACAGCAUCGCUUUCGACCUAGUCUGCUUGAGUAAGAAAUUAAUACUGAGGUCUCCCACUUCCUCACUGAGUGCUUUCACCGAUAGACUAUUUAUAAAGGUGAUGCAGCUAAAAUGCCUUUCCUUUUGGCACAUAAAUGUUUUAUUUGAUCUAGCUUUUUAUCUCUCAGUAGACUUACACUCUCAUUCCACAAGGACAUUCUCUAUCUGGAAAGCAAACACAUGUCAAAUACUUGGAGGAAUAUUAGAAAUCCUGAAAAACCUCAGCCACUCCAGGUAAAUUCUAAAAGAAAGCAGCACAGCUGAACUAAGAAAACUAAGGCUUAAUCUUGUCUCUGGUGGGGAUGCCCUAUCUGAGACCACCUAUUCUGAUGUGUCUUUCAUCAGAUUUGGUGCAAACAGUGUGUGGAGCUGUUCUGUUGGGGCCCUUGCAGCUCUACUGAGAGGAACAAUUUCAAGUGUCCAGCAAAGAUUAGAGAACGGAAAUAUGUGCCUAUUGAAUCACUUCCCACUGGAGCAGACACACUCACCUUGUCUUUCUGUUGCCUUUUUGCACUCUUUAGACCAGUCCUUGCUUUCAGUCUGACUACCAUACACAGCCUGUGCUUGCUGUGCUUUACAUCCUAUGCCUCAGUGUCUGAUCUACAAAGGGCAAAUGACACUCUCCUCCUCUCAGCUCUGCUGGGAGGGUUCUCUGGAAGACUGCCUGUGAGGUGCUUCCAUGCUGUGCUAUGCAUAAGUACCUGUAGUGGAAUAACAGGAGUUACUACAGAUUCUUGACUGACUCCAAGCCACACAGUUUUAUCACCAAUAAAUGCUUGUGUGCAGAGUUUCAAAGUGUCUAUAAACGUGCAUUCCCUAAGGUUGACACUGAUUUGUUUACAUCAACAGCAAUUUCUGUAGGUAAUUAAAGGGAGACUUUUAGUCAAUCCAUCAGACACUACUUUGGUUUUGUCACAUGGCACAUCAGAGAAACAGGAUGUGUUGUUUUAACAACGCAAUUCACAAUAAAAGUGAUUAAAGAUUCCUGAUGACAUGUUUUUCUGUAAACAAACAAACAAAAAAAGCCAGUUUGAUGAAAUCUGAUCCUUCUUUAAAGAAUGUGUCUGGUUUACCCCAUAUAUAAUGGAAAUCAGGAGACCUUUAAUCAGCUUUUGUGGGCCCGACUGCUUACUGGCUUGGCUGGCUGGCUCCUGGGCAGACUGCUGGAUGAGGUGCCAGGAAGCCGAGACUUCCAGGCUCCUGGAUCCUGGGUAGCUCAGGCCCCUGGGUUUAUGGGCAUUCAGCUCUGAGUUCCAUUAUCUAAAUGCUUCAUAACCUUUGUUAUACUUAGUCUGUCAAUGCUUUUAUGCAUUAAGGAGAGAUUGUCAUGCCCUUUUUUCUGAUGAGAAACCAAAAGAUUAAGGCAUUUAGGUAGGUAAAUCUUAACAAGCUUCUACUUUAUGUGGAUCCUUCCAAUUGCAAACCCACCUAUUGAUUCUCAGAUACUUGCUAAGCUCCAGUGUAUAAAGUUCUACCUGUGCUUGAGAGUUCUGUUUCUGCCUCUGUGAAUGUCAUAGGUCUGCAGAACUUGCACAUGAAUCCUCUCAGGAUACGCAAACUGAAUGUGUCUCCUUUGCUUGUCUCCCUCUGGUAGGUAGCUCAUGCAGUUUGAACUUUGCAGAAUAAGGAAGAAGGAAGGCACUGCCUCCAGUUUGUAGGGAAGCACUAACAUUGCUACCCUUUUUUUAAGGACUGUGUUUGUGGUUUUAGUCACCAGUGCUGGAUUCACACUACCAUUUCUAGAUGCCUGUUUUUCCUGUGUGCUGAACAAGUACCCUCAGGGAAUAACUCUGACCUAUGAUUUAUACCCCAAAGGGGUGAACUUUUUCUGUACUCGUGGCAAAGUACAGAAAUCACAAAUACUACUUAAAAAAAAAAUUUGACCCAAGAUCCCCCAAAACUAGUCAUUGAAAUAACCAACCUUAUUUAUGGGUCAAGGCUCAAAUUCAGGAAAAAUUAGAAAAAAAAAUUAUAAGCCCAGGGAUCUUUCAUAUUUCCCAUUUCUUUUAGUGCAAGUCUCUCAGGAUACAGUUUGGAUCACUAGAUCAUCAUUUUCUCAGACUUUGAAGGUCACCUCCCUUGAGAUUACUGAACCUAUGCCUACCUAAUCCAGAAAUUACCUGGAAACUCAGUGAAAAUAAAGGUUGAAGAGUCAAGAAAUAGCACAGAUGAUUAAAACAUUAGGCCUGAUGGAAUCCCUAACUGGCAGUACUGUUGGGAACAAACAUUUGGGGCUACUCUGUGUAUUUUUCACGUACAGUAAUGACAAUAGGGGGAAUUUGAGUGCCAGGUGAAUGUUUUGUACAGAGGUGGGUUGCUGACAGUGUUUACCACCUUCAGAAGUGUCAGUCAAUGUCUAUCAAAUUCAUACUUUUCAUAAUAAGUAAUGGGAUUGUCCCCAAUUAUAGUCUUGAAGGGAAAAAAAAAGGAUUUAAAAGUAAUUUUAAAAAGUAGUCAUCCAUAGUAAAUAUCAAAGGAAAAGGAACCUGUCUGUUGAAGAGUUCAGCAGCAGUUCAUUCUUACCUAAUUCUGCCAUCUCCAGCUUAACAUAACUGAUAGACACAUAGGUUGAGGCUUCCCUCAGGUUACAAUGUUUUCAAAAAGUGGCAUAACAUUUUGUGUGUUAAAUAGAUUUCUGUUGCGUUAAAAGUUACUACUAAUUAAUCACAGAAAUUGCUUCCCCCCACCCCCCUUCUUUCAGAGAAGAAACAAACAGAAAAGAUAUUUAACAGGACUACAAGAAUAGCUGUUCCUUUUCUAUUUUGGUAAUGCAAAAAAAAAAGAAAAACCAAACAACAAAACCAAAAACCUAA
Neopelma chrysocephalum (saffron-crested tyrant-manakin) is the source of this 9674-nucleotide messenger RNA. It is a transcript of the gene ADRA2C, whose product is annotated as adrenoceptor alpha 2C. Gene Ontology annotation, molecular function: alpha2-adrenergic receptor activity. The transcript has a single exon. Gene Ontology annotation, cellular component: membrane. Gene Ontology annotation, biological process: regulation of vasoconstriction; regulation of smooth muscle contraction; platelet activation. The record is from RefSeq and is a predicted model, not a curated record. The annotation marks the transcript as partial. Lineage: Eukaryota; Metazoa; Chordata; Aves; Passeriformes; Pipridae.